Molecule: messenger RNA, 620 nt
Organism: Danio aesculapii
Lineage: Eukaryota; Metazoa; Chordata; Actinopteri; Cypriniformes; Danionidae
Product: protein RD3
Exons: 2
Coding region: 1-618 (205 amino acids)
Source: RefSeq, a predicted model, not a curated record
AUGUUCCUCUGGUCGUCAGUGUUCUCCAAGGAGCCGCAGGUUCCUGGUCAUCGCUCACCUGAGGAACUAGUAACUAACAUGUUGAUGUUAGAGUUGGGAUCUCUGGUGAAGCGCACCGAACGCCUCUACCAGGAGAGGGCAAUGGAGACCCGCAGGCGCAGCUCCAUUGUGGAUUACAGCUGGCUGGCAUCAGCUCCACAGAGGUCCUCCCGUGAGAUCUCACCUGGAGAGAAACUGGAGCUGCAGGAUCUGUGUGCCAAGAUCCCUCCAUCCCAGUGCGGUCCACUCAUUCUCAGACUGAGGAAAAUGGUGACAGAGCUUGAGCCGGAGGUGAGUGAGGUAUCUCGCGUGUUUCGGGCAGUUCUCUGCAACUACCUGGAUGAGAUGGAGGAGGGAGCCGCCAUGGAGAAAGCGCUGAAGGCCCGGGUCAGCCGCAGCAAGAGCAUGUCCGUCAUCAACCUGCGCUCACGGCUCCGCAUCAGCCCACUCUGGAUCAGGUCCACAGCCGGACAAGACGAUGAGAAUCCUGGCGGAGACGAAGAUGAAAAGAUCUACAGGAACAGGAGGAUCAGGAGCAUGCCACAUAUCAGCAUUGUGGAAGAAAAAGUACAGACCUGAAC